Messenger RNA from Periophthalmus magnuspinnatus, 3588 nucleotides. RefSeq names its product leucine rich repeat neuronal 1 (gene lrrn1). Gene Ontology annotation, molecular function: protein binding. Bases 524 to 2680 code for a protein of 718 amino acids. Lineage: Eukaryota; Metazoa; Chordata; Actinopteri; Gobiiformes; Gobiidae. The transcript has 2 exons. The record is from RefSeq and is a predicted model, not a curated record.
GCACAAACAAGAAGCCGAGCCGGAGCAGAUGGCACUUGCGGUGGCUUGCCCCGCGGUGACAGACAGACGCUCUCAGCCAAUCCCCUGCCUCGGGAUCAGCUGACCGGUCCCCAGCUCAGCGCCAGGUGUUUUGACGCUUCUUCUGCCUCUUCGUCUGCAUCCUACACAGAAGAAUCACCAGCAGCAGCAGCAGCAGCGGUGGUGUCCGAGAAGCGCGAUAGAACAGAGAUAAGAGAGGAUAUAACCGCGCAAAAACGCACCAUGCCGCUCCGUGCGCGCACAAAGCAGCUUCUCUUCUCUGUAAACCAACCUCACCACGGGAAUAUUCAUCACAUCUGAAGGAGUCGUGUGUUUGGGGAAAGGCGUGGAGACACAGUGGAAUCCCAACAAGGUUCUGCUUCUUGAAGAUUGCUGGACGUCGCCUAAACUUCGCCCCAUAAGCUGCCUCACCUUUGGAAACUGUGGUUGAUGAUCGUGAUACACCAGCUCUUUAAGUGGACUGCCCCUCCCAUCCCUCUCCACCAUGGCUAAACUCAAGAUCAACACGUGUCUUUUGGGACAGUUAUUUUCUGGUGUCAUUAUACUAUUGGCAGGUUUUUGCUACGGCCAGACGAGCAGUGAAUGCCCACAAUUGUGUGUGUGCGAGAUCCGACCUUGGUUCACUCCUCAGUCGACGUACAGGGAAGCGAUUACUGUGGAUUGCAAUGAUCUUCGGUUAACUCGUAUUCCAGGGAACUUGUCCAGCGACACCCAGGUCCUCCUUCUUCAAAGUAACUACAUUGCACGGACCAGUGAGGAACUAGAGCAGCUCUUCAAUCUCACUGAACUGGAUCUUUCACAGAACAACUUUAGUAGCAUACGAGAUGUUGGACUUACCAAUAUGUCACAGCUAACCACCCUGCACUUAGAAGAGAACCAGAUCACAGAAAUGCCCGACUUUUGUCUUCAGGAUCUUAGUAAUCUCCAAGAACUUUACAUCAAUCAUAAUCAAAUCAACACAAUCUCGUCCAACGCUUUUUCAGGUCUGCAGAACCUACUCAGGCUUCAUCUCAACUCCAACAAGCUCCAAAGCAUCAACAGCCAAUGGUUUGAAUCGACACCCAACCUUGAAAUCCUCAUGAUUGGGGAAAACCCUGUCACUGGAAUUGUAGAUUUUAAUUUUAGAUCGCUAAUUAACCUUCGGAGUCUUGUUUUGGCUGGGAUGGAGUUAACCGACGUUCCUCCAAAUGCUUUUGUUGGACUUGACAAUCUUGAAAGUCUAUCGUUUUAUGAUAAUAAUCUAGUUAGAAUUCCACAAAAAGCCCUGCGGAAAUUACCCAACCUGAAAUUUUUGGAUUUAAACAAAAAUCCUGUGCACAAAAUUGAAGAAGGUGAUUUCAAGAACAUGCUGCAGUUAAAAGAACUAGCUAUCAACAACAUGGCUGAGCUAGUUUCUAUUGACCACUAUGCUUUGGAUAAUCUCCCAGAACUGACUAAAUUGGAAGCUACAAACAACCCAAAGUUUUCCUUCAUAAACCGUCAAGCUUUUCGUGACGUUCCAGCCUUAGAAAGUCUAAUGCUCAAUAGUAACUCCCUGAACGCUCUGUACCAGUCGACUGUCGAGUCUCUUCCUAACCUUCGUGAGAUCAGCAUUCACAGUAAUCCACUACGCUGUGACUGUGUGAUCCAGUGGAUGGGAUCAAAUUCUACAACUGUUCGCUUCAUGGAACCUCUCUCCAUGUUUUGUGCCAUGCCUCCAGAGGUCCGGGGUUUGCAUGUAAGGGAAGUCGUCCAAAAGGGGCUAGUGAACCAGUGUUUGCCCAUGAUCGCACAUGAUACCUUCCCUAGUCACCUGAACUUGGAUAUUGGUAUGACAGUAGAUUUGGACUGCAGAGCCAUGUCACAGCCUGAGCCAGAGAUUUACUGGGUGACGCCGAUGGGAAACAAAAUCAUGAUGGACAUGCUGUCUGACAAGUACAGCCUCACCACUGAGGGAACACUGAGGAUCACAAAUAUACAAGUGGAGGACUCUGGCAGGUACACCUGUGUGGCUCAGAAUUCACAAGGUGCAGACACUAGAGUAACUGCUAUACAGGUAAAUGGCACGUUGUUAGACACCACUCAGCUUAUGAAGAUUUAUGUCAAGCAGACAGAAUCUCACUCCAUAUUAGUUUCCUGGAAAAUCAAUUCAAAUGUCAUGACCUCUAAUCUCAAAUGGUCCUCUGCCACCAUGAAAAUUGACAACCCUCAUAUCACAUACACUGCCAGAGUCCCAGUGGAUGUCCAUGAGUACAAUCUCACGCAUCUACAGCCAGCGACGGAGUAUGAGGUUUGCCUGACUGUAUCCAAUAUCCGCCAGCAGAUGCAGAAGUCCUGUGUUAAUGUGACAACAAAGCAGGCUACCUUUGCUGUGGAAAUCUCUGUCCAGGGCACAAACACAGCACUGGCAGUUGUCAUGGGGACUCUGUUUGCUAUCAUCAGUUUGGCCACGCUGGGUGUGUACAUUGCCAAAAGGUGGAAGAGGAAGAAUUAUCAUCAUUCGUUGAAAAAGUACAUGCAGAAAACCUCUUCAAUACCACUGAAUGAACUGUACCCUCCUCUGAUUAACCUGUGGGAGGUGGACAGUGAAAAAGAGAAGGAGGGCUCAGCAGAGAGCAAACCCAGCCAGGUGGACACUACACGCAGCUAUUACAUGUGGUAAUGUGUGAGCCUGGUACAUGUCUGCUGCAGGAGCACAAACUUACACUUAUAAACAAGUGAACUGUGUGACUCUUACAAUAUUUGUCCUCUCUUUACUCAGACUGACGUAUGGUAGCGAACGUCGAGCAGACAUUCCACAUUUUUAGUUUAGCAAACUGCCUUUUUACCUCCUGUCUGAAUUCAACUCUGGAUUAACAGCUUUGUGUAGCUUCAUGGACUUGGUAGUCACUCUUCUCUAUUUUUAGUACCUGUUUUGAUGAACACAGCAUGAGUAUUGUCACAGCUUCAGAGAACACAAAACCAUUUUCUCUGACAGAACUUUGUUUACUUGUGAAACAGUUUCACUGUUUACUGUUGUGCACUGAGAUAUAUAUGCUAAUUUGUCUAAUAUAAGCUGACAAAGUUAGACUUCAUAUGCUGUCUAUUGAAAAUGUUAGCACCUCUUUAGGACUCUGUACUCUGAAGCCAGCGGAGCUAUUAAGGGGUUGAGUUCAUCAUUUUUGUUGGAUUAACAUUAUGGUGCUUUCCAUUUAGCAUUAUUGUAGUUUUGAGUUACUCUUAACAAGGUAAAAGUAAACUUUCAGUUCUAAUUUUAACUGAAGAUUUAGCAAUCUCAAAUACAGGGUAAAAUACCUGGUUUCAGAGUUCAAGGCCAUGUAAUGUUGUAUUAACUUUGAAUUCACAGAGCUUUUGUACACAAUUUCACAUGUUUGAGUUAGAGUUACUUCUACAAUGACAUGACUGUAAACCAGCAGUAGAAUGAUGAAUGUUAUUCUAGGUUUGUAGAUGAGCCACAUUUCUUAUUUUAUUUUAUUUCUUUUGCUAAAAACAUAUACAAUCACUAAAUUUGUUGUGGUUUACACAAACAUGUUUUUCGAGGAGCAAUUCAAUAAAAUCUUUCCUCAUUUU